CAGUACUUUGCGUUAUGGCAAGAACCAAACAGACCGCUCGUAAGUCCACCGGUGGCAAAGCCCCGAGGAAGCAGCUGGCCACCAAGGCUGCUCGUAAAAGCGCCCCGGCCACCGGUGGCGUGAAGAAGCCUCACCGUUACAGGCCCGGCACUGUGGCUCUACGGGAGAUCCGUCGUUACCAGAAAUCGACAGAGUUACUGAUCCGUAAGUUGCCCUUCCAGCGCCUGGUGCGUGAGAUCGCUCAGGAUUUCAAGACCGACCUCCGUUUCCAGAGUUCUGCCGUCAUGGCCCUGCAGGAGGCUAGCGAGGCGUAUCUGGUGGGUCUGUUUGAGGAUACUAACCUGUGCGCCAUCCACGCCAAGAGAGUUACGAUCAUGCCCAAGGAUAUCCAGCUGGCCCGCCGUAUCCGCGGAGAGCGCGCUUAAAUGAAGUACAUCCGGGUUACCCGAAUUCAUACAAAAGGCUCUUUUAAGAGCCACUUAACUCUUUUAGCUUAAAAGAGCAAAUGUCCUAACAACACCCAAGUACUGUGACGUAGAAACAGCA
Molecule: messenger RNA, 546 nt
Organism: Pygocentrus nattereri (red-bellied piranha)
Lineage: Eukaryota; Metazoa; Chordata; Actinopteri; Characiformes; Serrasalmidae
Product: histone H3
Exons: 1
Coding region: 15-425 (136 amino acids)
Cellular component (GO): nucleosome
Molecular function (GO): structural constituent of chromatin; protein heterodimerization activity; DNA binding
Source: RefSeq, a predicted model, not a curated record